Lolium rigidum is the source of this 2029-nucleotide messenger RNA. RefSeq names its product F-box/FBD/LRR-repeat protein At5g22700-like. Gene Ontology annotation, molecular function: protein binding. The transcript has 6 exons. The record is from RefSeq and is a predicted model, not a curated record. NCBI's taxonomy places the organism in Eukaryota, Viridiplantae, Streptophyta, Magnoliopsida, Poales, Poaceae. Bases 1 to 1938 code for a protein of 645 amino acids.
AUGAUCCAGGUGCUGCGGCCAGCGAGGUUCACAGAGCUCACCGGCGAGGACGAAGAUAUUCCUCGGCCUCCCCUGAGCCAGACCCGAACAGCGCAGCAGAGCCGGCGGCGGAAGCAGAAGAAGCAGCUGGAGCGCCGCUGGCGGCACAGCGCCGUAGUCGCCGCCCUCACGCCCGCGCAGGCGGCCGCCGUGGCGACCACGCACGCGGACGCCACCAGCGCGCUCGACCUCCUCACCUUCCUCUCGCGGGAGCGCUCCCACGAGUACUCCCCGGACACCUUCGCCACGCUCGCGCUGCGGCUCGUGGAGGCCCGCCGGUGCCCCGCCGACGUCGGCCGCGCGCGCGUCCACAUGAUCAGGGCCUGCCGCACCCCGCUGGAGAUGACGCGGGCCAUGGAUGACCUGGACACGCUCGCCCGGAGAGGGCCCCGGAUGGAUCUCAUGGCCUACGGCGCCCUGCUCGUCCAGCUCAACACCCUCGGCAUGAUUGAUGUCACGCGCGCCAGACAACUGAGACAAGCAUCCACGGUCCAUCCUCCGAUUCUCGUCUUCCUCGCGACUGGACUUGUCGGCAGCCAGGUGAGGUGGGGGUCCGGUGCUCCGCUGCCGCAAGGCAUCGAUCUGUUCUUUCUAUCCCAUCCAAUUCUCUCCACCCUUGCAUCGUCUGACCGUUUGUUGCCUCGCAGCCCCGCUCACGCCCGUCACCUGUUCGACGGAAUGCCUCGUAGGAAGAAGCGCCAGAGUGCACCACCGGUGAGCAUCGCCGACCGCAUCGGCACCCUCCCCGAUAGUCUCCUCCACCACGUGCUCUCCUUCCUCCCAGUGCAGGCCGUCGUGCGGACUUGCGUGCUCGCCCGGCGGUGGCGCCAUCUUUGGAGGUCAACCACAAGCCUGCGCAUCGUCGGCCUUGACGAUAAUUACUAUGUUGAUGUCGAAGAACUCCGGAAGUUCGUGGACCAUUUUCUGAUACUGCGUGAGCGCACCGACCUAGACCUUGUCGAGAUCAAAUUCAAUGAAUUCUGUGAAGAAGACCAACCCUAUGUGAAAACAUGGGUCCGUUUCGCCUUGAUGUGCAAAGUCCGCAGGCUCACCUUUCAUGUUCGUGGAUCUCAAUAUCUCUACCUAGACCCGCAUCUUGUCUCUCGGCAUCUGAGAACAUUAGACCUUGAUGGUGUAGGCCUACCAGAGACCUUUCUUGAUUUUGGUAGCUGCCCAGUAUUGGAGGAUCUGAAGAUAAGUCAUUGCAUUAUAAAUGCUUGUAGGAUAUUGUCCCAUUCCCUAAAGCAUUUGAGCAUCUAUUGCUGCCACAACGAAUUCAAUUGCCGGAUCCAUGUUUCUACUCCGUGCCUUGUCUCUCUGAAACUUGAUCAUUUUAUUGGUAGAACACCGUUACUUGAAAACAUGGCGUUGCUAGAGAGUGCAGAUGUGUAUCUUAGUGAUUACUGCAAAGAUGUCUGUCUGAAUUAUGACUCUGGUGUUCUCUGUGGAUCUAAUAAUAAUGCAUGUCAGAAUUGUGUUCCUAUUGAAGACGAUUGCAGCAGAGAAUGUGUUCUUCUGGGUGGUAUCUCAAAUGCUAAAUACCUGAAGUUGCUACCUGGGAGUAAAACGUUCGUUUUCACAAGAGAUUUGAAACACUGCCCCACAUUUAUCAAGUUAAAGACUUUAUUGCUCAACGAGUACUGGUGCGAGGCUCCUGAUUUGGAUCCACUAGCUUGCAUUCUGAAAAACUCACCAGUUCUAGAGAAGCUCACGCUUCAACUUUUUUCCGAGGGACCAAAUCAUAAAGUGGAAAUUAAAGGACGCUACAGUUCAAUGGAGCGACCGUCUGCAAUAUCUGAGCACCUUAACAUAGUUGAAGUCAAGUGCAGUGUGGUCGACGAGAGAAUUCUCAAAGUUUUGAAGUUCCUGUCUGCACUUAACAUCUGCUUCAUUUUCUGAGUAAGUGUGACAAGAUCUGGGCUGCCUGUGGAUCUGCCAUCCCUCCUUGGCUAUUCAGAGAUCCAAGGCUUAAGCGUAUAUGCUGUGUGGA